This is a messenger RNA of Uranotaenia lowii, 824 nucleotides long. RefSeq lists its product as uncharacterized. The coding region runs from base 347 to 751 and encodes 134 amino acids. Lineage: Eukaryota; Metazoa; Arthropoda; Insecta; Diptera; Culicidae. The record is from RefSeq and is a predicted model, not a curated record. The transcript has 3 exons.
UCACAUCUCUUUAGGACAUAAAUUUUUUUGUUAAAAUUUUAUUGACAUCCUAGGUUUAUGAUGCAUUAACUGACGUGGGGAUUGACGAUUUUUGUUCAAGUAUGGCUUCUUUCGCAUGUUUUAUGUUUCCAUGACUGGGAGAUACCAUGAAUUGUGACAAACCUGUUUGAGGUAACGCUAAUUCGGCGAUUUCGGUAUAAGACAGUUGUCCACCGGUUGAUCGUAGGUGACUUCAAAGCAAACCAUCACAGGGAAAAGAACCUCGUUAAUCAAAGUGCCGGCCAUACUAAGUAUCUCUAGAUAGCAUCUUCAUCAUCAGUUUAAAAAAAAUUGUUUGUGCUUUGUGAUGAAUAUCAAAGGUUGGUUAGGUGUGGUUUUACUUUUGUCCAUCGGUUUCUGUGCUUCUUCCCCGAUCGAUAACAAAGUGUUCCAGGAACGUGAUCCGGAAGGUAUCGAAGAGUUGCUGGAAACGCUCCUAAAGCAAAGCAAUGAAACGACCCUGACAGAUCAUCAAGAAAAAAGGCAACAAGUCGAAACUGGAACACUGAUUUGUGAAAGUUUUCAUCUACUGUCGGCAUCGGGUGAGGAGUAUGUGAUCUAUAGUGAAGUGAUUUAUGGUCCCAAUAAUUUUGAAACUGCAGAACACUUCAAUACAAACAGUGACGAUACCGCUAAGCUGCUUCUUUCACUCGUUGGAGGGGGAAAAGUCAAAAAUAUCACUAUCAAGAGACCGCAGAACAAUCAGUUGUAGAAGGAGUUCCAGUUGUUUCAUUGUUUUAAGUGGACAUUCUGUGAUUGAAUAGUUUGAAGUAAUUGAUAUACUC